GAGCUUACCCAGAGACAUACGGUUUUGUUCAUACAGGAUUAGCAUGGCUUUUCGCUCCAUCCUAUACUUUCUAGUCCUUGCAGCACUUCAAGCAAGCACUUACAGCCUGAAGUUGGAGAAUAUCACAGUCCUUGAGGGAAAUCCAGCAGUUCUCAAUUGUACAAUGAAUAAAAGUGAAGGCUCAUUUAUUGAGUGGAAAAAUCCAAAGCAGCAAGUUCUGUACUUUAACAACAUCAAAGCACUAAGGGAUAACAGAUACAAACUAGUUAAUUUUUCAAGCUCACAGUUAAUCAUCACGCUACUCAAAACCACAGUGGACGAUGACGGUGUAUAUAGCUGCUUGUAUUAUGAUCACAAAAUAGUAACAAAGCAAGUGAAGCUGACUGUUUUAGCUCCACCAUUAACCCCCAUUCUGAACAUCACUAAGCAAUCACCAAAGAGGAAGGUGAUCAGUUGUAUCACCACUGGAAGCAAGCCAAAGCCUGAAAUAACAUGGCUCCUGAACAACAGACUGGAGUUGCACGGACGUACAAAAUAUAAACCAGAAAAUAAGGGUGCAAAGUUUACAACAAUCAGUACAUUGAAAAUCAAAUCUCAUGAGAAGAAUUUCAGAAUUGACUGUGUGGUUCGACAUGAAGCAUUAAUGAACAGAACCCUUAAAGCAACAUUCAGAUUUAAUAACAACUACAAUUUCAUUGGACCAACUGAAUUGUACACAGAAACUGCAAAUGUAAAUGAGACAACAAUGAAUCCAAGCUCAACACCAAACACAGAGUUACCAUUCACAAAAAUUCAACAAAGCACCUUCCCGAAUGAAACAGACUCAUUCACUGCAAAUGACAGCAAUCCCUUUAAUACAUAUGAAACCAGCACCAAAAGAAAUGAAGGGACUGCGUUUAAUUCUACAUCUACCUGGAAUGAAACAAAUAUUUCAUCCAUUGAAAAUAAGAAUACAACUUCGACAGUAAAAUGUCAAAACAAUAAUAUCAUGGAAAAUGAUGCCAAGUAUGAGAAACAACACAUGAAGAAGAAUGGAGCCCUAUUACUGAUACUUGUAGCUUUCCUGAUUUGUGGCUUGGUCAUCGUCUUCCAAUUAUUUGUGCUAAAAUUAUGGAAAGAGCAUUUAAAGUGGAGAAAGCAAAAAGAUGAAUCUGACACCAUUGGGGAUAGUAACAGAUCAAAUAAGUCAAGUCAUGAAGAAAAUGGUCGAACAGAAAACAAUAACCAAGGCAAUUUUGAGAGGCUCGGAAAUUGGAAACGGUCACGGCGGCUAAUGUUGCACUUAAAUAGGGUUAACUUGGACUUGGACAGAAAUGUGGAGACAACUGAUUUGACUUUGAUAGGAUUCACAUCUUUUCCUUGCAAUUGAAGAUGGAUGUCAUUAAACUUUGCGAAUAAUUCUGACAAACAAGCAGCAUCAUGCCUCAUAUUCUUGAGUUGUUUACUGAAUGAAGCAUUCAAAUCUUCAUAGAAUUUUAUCACAGUUUCAAAAAUUGCAUAAACGCAUCUCGAGCAGUUUCCUUUUGAGAGCCAUCUGACUUGUAUGUACAAGAGCAAGUGUUCAAACUGUUCAUCAUUCUCAACAUAAAGCUCCUGAAAUA
Molecule: messenger RNA, 1601 nt
Organism: Mobula hypostoma (lesser devil ray)
Lineage: Eukaryota; Metazoa; Chordata; Chondrichthyes; Myliobatiformes; Myliobatidae
Product: cytotoxic and regulatory T-cell molecule
Exons: 12
Coding region: 44-1369 (441 amino acids)
Biological process (GO): cell recognition; positive regulation of natural killer cell mediated cytotoxicity directed against tumor cell target; detection of tumor cell
Cellular component (GO): plasma membrane
Molecular function (GO): signaling receptor binding
Source: RefSeq, a predicted model, not a curated record